This is a messenger RNA of Monodelphis domestica (gray short-tailed opossum), 3906 nucleotides long. The record is from RefSeq and is a predicted model, not a curated record. Lineage: Eukaryota; Metazoa; Chordata; Mammalia; Didelphimorphia; Didelphidae.
GUCUCCUCGGUCCCAACAGCUACUCUUAUGUUCUGUUACUGAGUUACUGGCUCCGGACCCACAGUACAGUCUAGAGGGGCACAAAAAGUGACGGGAAGGAAGUAGUGGUAAGACCCGAAUAAGUAAGGACAAUUUAGACCCUGAGGCCACUCGGUUUAGCGCGCUCUCUCUAGCUCCCACACUCUUCCCCGAUCAGGACUCCCCCUUCUCCAGCCCCUCCCCUCUCCGCUCCCCUACCCACUUUUUCAGAAUGCCUCCUCCCCUCCCCUAAGCAGCCCAAGCAGCCGAAAAGGGGAGCGCUCUGGGAUGGGAGUUGGAGGAGGAGACAGCAGCGGCGGCGGCGGCGGUAGUGGCACGAAUUCCUGGUCUUUAGCCUUCCCAGGAGAAGAGCCGCCUGCUUUUUUGGAAACGGAGGAGAACGUGGAAGACGUGGCCGCGCCUCGCUUCGCCUUCGGCUCCCUGUCUACCCGGGCAGCAAGAGCAACGGCGGCGAAGGAGGCAGAGGCUCUUGCAGGCUCGCCUUGGUGGUUGUCCAUUUGACUCUUCUUGAAAUGGAGAAAAUGGUGUUGGGCUGCUGUCUUUUGUUCUUUGGACAAUUCUUGCUUUUCACUGCUGAGGCCAGGGAGAGGCGCCCCCCAUGGCCAUUGUCUAAGGGAAGAAAUGCCCUGGCCCAUCCCCAGACUGCUUUACUUGAAAGCUCAUGUGAAAAUAAGCAAGCAGACCUCGUCUUCAUCAUCGACAGCUCCCGCAGUGUCAGUCCCUAUGAUUUUGCAAAGGUAAAGGAAUUCAUUGUGACCAUCUUGCAGUUCCUGGACAUCGGCCCUGAUAUCACCAGGGUGGGCUUGAUCCAGUAUGGCAGCACUGUCAAGAAUGAGUUCUCAUUGAAGACUUUCAAGAGAAAGUCCGAGGUGGAGAGAGCUGUCAAGAGAAUGAUGCACUUGGCCACUGGCACCAUGACUGGGCUGGCCAUCCAAUAUGCAGUGAACAUUGCAUUCUCUGAAGCUGAGGGUGCUCGACCUCUCAGGGAAAAUGUGCCUCGGAUUAUUAUGAUUGUGACAGAUGGGAGACCACAGGAUCCAGUGGCUGAGGUGGCAGCAAAGGCGAGAAAUACAGGCAUCUUGAUCUUUGCCAUUGGGGUGGGUCAGGUGGACUACAACACUCUGAAAUCCAUUGGGAGUGAGCCCCAUGAAGACCACAUUUUCUUGGUGGCCAAUUUCAGCCAGAUUGAGACUCUGACUUCAGUGUUCCAGAAUAAACUAUGUGUGGCCCAUAUGUGCAAUAUUAUGGAGCAUAACUGUGCCCACUUCUGUAUCAACACACCUGGCUCGUAUCUUUGCAGAUGCAAACGAGGAUAUAUUCUGAACACAGACCAGAAAACUUGUAGAAUUCAGGAUGUAUGUGAAAUGCAGGACCAUGCCUGUGAACAGAUAUGUGUGAACGUGCCUGGAUCUUACGUGUGCCAGUGCUACAAUGGCUACACCCUCGCUGAAGAUGGGAAGAAAUGUGUUGUUGUGGAUCACUGUGCCUCAGCAAACCAUGGCUGUCAACAUGAGUGUGUAAAUGCUGAUAAUUCCUAUUCCUGCAGAUGCCAUAAAGGGUUUGCUCUUAACCCAGAUAAAAAAACAUGUCACAAGUUGGACUAUUGUGCUUCCCUUAACCAUGGCUGCCAGCAUGAGUGCAUUAAUACAGAGGAUUCUUAUUCCUGUCGAUGCCUGAAAGGAUUUAACCUGAACCCAGAUAAGAAAACAUGCAAAAGAAUCAACUACUGUGCUCUGAGAAAACAUGGCUGUGAGCAUGAAUGUGCAAAUGCAGAAGACGGUUACUACUGCCGGUGUCGUCCUGGCUACACCCUGAACCCCAAUGGGAAGACCUGCAGAAGGGUGGAUUAUUGCUUGUUGACUGAUCAUGGUUGUGAACAUUCUUGCAUAAAUACUGAGAGAUCCUUUGCUUGUCAGUGCUCUGAGGGGUUUGUACUAAGGAGUGAUGGAAGAACCUGCAAACGACUGGACUCCUGUGCUCUGGGAGACCACGACUGUGAACACACCUGUGUAAGCCUUGAUGACUCUUAUGAGUGCCGCUGCUAUGAAGGUUACACUCUCCAGGAUGAUGGGAAAACUUGCAGAAUAUUGGACCUGUGUGCUCUGGGAGACCAUGGCUGUGAGCAUUCCUGUGUGAGCAGGGGGGAAUCAUACAUGUGCCUGUGUUUUGAAGGUUAUAUGCUUCUCGAUGACGGGAAGACCUGCAAAAGGGAGGAUGUCUGCAAAUCUACGAACCACGGCUGUGAACACACUUGUGUUAAUGAUGGCAAUUCGUACAUCUGCAAGUGCUCCGAGGGAUUUGUUCUGGCGGAGGACCGGAAACGAUGCAGAAAGUGCACUGAAGGCCCCAUUGACCUGGUUUUUGUGAUUGAUGGAUCCAAAAGUCUCGGAGAAGAAAACUUUGAGAUCGUGAAGCAUUUUGUCACGGGCAUCUUAGAUUCCCUUGAGAUCUCCCCCAAAGCAGCCCGAGUGGGGCUGCUGCAGUAUUCAACCCAGGUCCGCACAGAGUUCACCCUGAGGGACUUCCACACAGCUAGAGACAUGAAAAAGGCUGUGACCCACAUGAAAUACAUGGGCAAGGGCUCCAUGACUGGCAUGGCCCUGAAGCAAAUGUUUGAGAGGAGUUUUAUGGAGAGAGAAGGAGCGCGGCCACCUUCAGCAAGAGUGCCCAGAGUAGCCAUUGUGUUCACGGAUGGACGAGCCCAAGAUGAUGUCUCUGAAUGGGCAAACAGAGCCCAGCAGAAUGGAAUAACCAUCUAUGCUGUCGGAGUAGGAAAAGCCAUUGAAGAAGAAUUGCAGGAGAUUGCAUCUGAUCCCCCUGACAAACAUCUCUUCUAUGCAGAAGACUUCAGCACAAUGGGAGAAAUAAGUGAAAAACUCAAGAAAGGAAUCUGUGAAGCUCUAGAAGACUCAAAUGGGAAUCAGGACUCCCCAGCAAGUGAUCUUCCCAAGAUGGCACAACAGCCUCCAGAACCUGAGCCAGUCACCAUAAAUAUCCAAGACCUACUUUCCUGUUCUAAUUUUGCAGUUCAACACAGAUAUCUCUUUGAAGAUGACAGCCUUUCACAGUCAACACUGAGGCUUUUCCAUUCAACCAAAACAAAAGGAAGCCCUUCGGAAGACAAGCAUGAUCAGUGCAAAUGUGAGAACCUCCUUACAUUCCAGAAUUUUGCAAAUGAAGAGGUGCGAAAACUCACAGAGAGAUUGGAAGAAAUGACAAGGAGAAUGGAAGUACUGGAAAAUCGUCUGAGAUACAGAUGAAGAUCGGGACUUGUCUACAUGUUUAUAUGCAGAAUUAUCACUCUAGACAGAAUUAUGGUAAAAGCAGGUCAGGGCCAUAGAGCUCCAGGUGCUAAAUCUAUAACACUGUCAAAUCCCCAAAUAUUUUUGGGGUAGAGAUUCAGCAUUAGAUUCCACAUGGAACCAAGGCAAAAGCAUACUAACUUGUAGAAAUACAUUUAGAAAGCAACCAUACUGAAUUCCAAGUAGAAUUCAACCAUGUGAGAAGAAAUAAGCUACCCAACAAAUGCUAUUGUUUUGGUAAAUGUAUAUGUGGGCAUUUAAAAAGAUAUUUUGUCAUAAACGGUGAAUGCUAUUCAUCUCACUAUUUGUUUCUCCCUUACAAAGUGAGUGUUGCCAGUGUCUUGUUUGACUAUAAAAUAAACCAUUCUUAACUCAGCCUUUUUUACUACCUUUAGACAUUGCCUUUAGAAAAAUCUUAACGGUAUAACAUUUUUUUGUAUUGGACUUUAACUUGAUAUACAUGUGUGGAUAUAUGCAGUUAUCUUCGCCGAAUCAUAGGAUAGAUGCAUUUGUAUUAUAAGUUGGGAAUUUUAUGUAUAAAAUACAAUAAAACUGAGGAAAGGUA